This is a messenger RNA of Ipomoea triloba (trilobed morning glory), 2376 nucleotides long. RefSeq lists its product as uncharacterized. Bases 147 to 1940 code for a protein of 597 amino acids. NCBI's taxonomy places the organism in Eukaryota, Viridiplantae, Streptophyta, Magnoliopsida, Solanales, Convolvulaceae. The record is from RefSeq and is a predicted model, not a curated record. The transcript has 4 exons.
CUGAAAAUUAGUAAAUCUCAACAAACCGACCACCACCUGGUCCGAGAACCCACCAACUCGUAUAUCCGGCGUACGCGCGGCAUUGUUUCAGCUCCGGCCACGGUUGGUUCGGUUAUUUGAGGGCCUCUUCGACGUCGCCGGAGAUCAUGGCGUUCAUUUCCGACCGGCCGUUUCUUCUCAAGAAUGUCCUGUUUGCUUGCCUGAUUCUGUUCCCUGCACUUGCAAUACAAAGUGGAGGGACAAGUAGCGAUUGCUCGAAAGAUUCGACCAUGGGGAAUUGCUUAAACACAUCUUCUUCCUUAUCUGCUUUUGAUUCAUCUGUGAAGAACAUCAUCUCGCUGCUAAUCAAUAACGCCUUCAAGCUUCCUUCUCCUUUGCCCCCUUGGCCUAAGGGUGUGGAUUUUGCGAAGGGGAUUAUUGAUCUUGGAGGGCUGCAAGUGGCUCAGGUUUCGAAUUUUACUAAGGUUUGGAGUACAGGAGAAGGCGGUCCUGGAGAUAGCGGGGCAACAUUCUUUGAACCAUCAGCAAUACCGGAUGGAUUUUUCAUGCUUGGAUCCUAUGCACAGCCUAACAAUAUGCCACUUUAUGGAUGGGUUCUUGUUGGGAAAGAUGUUACUGGGAAUACCACGGGGGGUUCUUUAAAGAAACCGACUGACUAUGAUCUCGUUUGGAGUAGCGAGGGCAAUGCAAAGGCGAAGCAGGAUAGUCCUGGCUACAUUUGGGUGCCAAAGCCUGCAGAGGGGUACGAAGCGGUGGGCUAUGUGGUCACGGCCUCGUCUCAGAAGCCUUCGGUGGAUAGAAUCCGGUGUGUUAGGUCUGAUUUCACCAAUGUAUCUGAAAUCCAAGACUGGAUUUGGGGGGCUGAUGCCUUUAAUGUGUACAGUGCCAGGCCUAAAGAUAGGGGAAUCCAGGCCCCCGGGGUGCCUACUGGGGCGUUCGUUGCUCAAACGAACCCUAAUUCUUCCGUGUUGCUGCCUUGCUUGAAGAAUUCAAACAAAAACCUCUCCGCUAUGCCAAGCUCGAGCCAAAUCGAGGCCCUGAUGAAAGCGUAUGGCCCCAUGGUUUACUUCCACCCGAACGAGGCCUUCUUUCCCUCUUCUGUCGCCUGGUUUUUCCAAAACGGGGCGUUACUCUACACGAAAGGAAAUGAAUCUCGAGGAGUUGCGGUUGAUCCAAGCGGCUCAAAUCUCCCGCAAGGGGGCUCGAAUGACGGUGGGUAUUGGCUAGACCUCCCAACUAGUGAUCCAGAGAGAGUAAAGAAAGGCAACAUACAAAAUGCAUCAGCCUAUAUUCAUGUAAAGCCAAUGCUUGGUGGGACAUUUACAGAUAUGGCAGUGUGGCUAUUCUACCCCUUCAACGGGGCUGCCAAGGCUAAGCUCGAGUUCGUCACGCUCCCCUUGGGCAAAAUCGGGGAACAUGUAGGCGAUUGGGAGCACGUGACACUAAGGAUCAGCAACUUCAACGGGGAGCUAAAAAGCGUCUAUUUCUCAGAACACAGCAGGGGGAUAUGGGUAAGCGCUUCUCAGCUCGAGUACCUAAAUGGUACUAACAAACCCGUCGUUUAUUCCUCGUUACAUGGCCACGCUGCAUACUCGAGCCCCGGGCAGAACUUGCAGGGGAGUGGAGAUAUAGGCAUAAGGAAUGACACUGCAAAAGGUGGGAUGAGUAUGGACACAGGGCUAAAAUUCUCUGUGGUUUCUGCUGAGUAUUUGGGGAAAGAUAUUGUUGAGCCACCAUGGUUGAACUAUGCAAGAGAAUGGGGUCCAAAGAUUAGCUAUGACAUUGGGAAAGAGCUGAAAAAGAUUGCCAGAUUUAUGCCUGGAAAGGUGAAAUCUGCACUGGAGAAACUUGUGAAGGAUCUCCCCAGUGAGGUUUUGGGUGAGGAAGGACCAACUGGGCCUAAGUGGAAAGACAAUUGGAGUGGGGAUGAAAGGUCUUGAAGGUGACCUAUGCAUGUAUUAUAGUUCUUCCGAGAUUGAGGUCGAAGUAGUGCCUGUCUGAUCCGAGAUCGAGGUCAAAGUAGUGCCUGUCUGAUCUGAGAUCGUAUCUUUCUUUCUUUCUUUUUUUUUUUUUUUUUUUGAAGUAGUGCUUGUUUGAUACAAGAUCGUGUUUUCUUUGAAGCAGUGCUUGUCUGAUGUGAAAUCGUAUCACCGUUUCUUUCCAUCAGAAUUACAUGAAGGAAUGAAAUGGAGAAAUUAGUUUAUCCCAAAAAAAAAUGUAGAUUAGGGAAAGUGAUGACUGAGUGUGAAUUAGAUGAUAGGUAUUGUGUACACAACCCCAUUAUUAGUAACUAUAGACUUUGGAUUAUGAACCGGUUGUGACAUUUGAUCUCAAAUUUUAUUGGUUAAAGAAAAAAGAUUCCAAUAUUGUGUAUUA